Monosiga brevicollis MX1 is the source of this 477-nucleotide messenger RNA. RefSeq lists its product as uncharacterized. The transcript is spliced from 2 exons. The record is from RefSeq and is a predicted model, not a curated record. NCBI's taxonomy places the organism in Eukaryota, Choanoflagellata, Craspedida, Salpingoecidae. The coding region runs from base 1 to 477 and encodes 158 amino acids.
AUGCAUGACGUGACCAUCAAAGAUCACGUUGCGCAGAGCAAUCCCUUGCUGAUAGAGAACGGCAAAGUAUCCCUUGUCAUCCGCGGCCAGCUCAAAGUCCGUCACCAAGUCGUCACGGGGGUUGUGAAUGCCAAAAUCAUCGGCCGCUUCCCGAAUGAUAGGAUUACGCGCCGCAGUGAGGUGAGCUCACACGCAUUGGUAACUCGCAGAGGUGAGGAGCCAAAAGGUGCACAACAUCAUUGCAAACAGAAACACACUUUGCAGAAUCUUGGCGACAGCCAGCGGAACAACAUCGCUUUCGGCGGCUUGCUGCUCCUUGUCAUGUCGGUGCUGUUGGGACGGGGAGGUAACUACAUGGACAGCCGAGGUCGUGGGCAUCUACACAAGAAGCCCAAAAACGAGCGACGUCGGUUCAACGAUGGGCGGCGACGAGCAGCAGCAGACAUGAUGAUGGUGUGCACGACACAAAGCAGCUGA